AAAAACAACAACCCAAAGCCUACUUUAAAAAGAUUUUUUAAAUUCAAAUAAAUAAUUUAUAUUAAUAUAUCUAUGUCAACUUGAAGGAAACUUGCCAGUUGUGCUUGUGUAUGUGUGUUCAUCUCACACACUCAAACUUAUCAAAGGAUAUUUUAAAAAUUUUUGAUCUUUCACACGUUGGAUUAAAAACCGCCAAAAUUGUGGAGGCACUUAAAAUGAAGACUGAGCUGCGUUCAUGCGCGGCGUGUGGAGAGCCAAUCUCGGAUAGGUUUUUUCUCGAGGUUGGCGGUUGUUCAUGGCAUGCCACCUGCCUAAGGUGUUGCAUUUGUCUGUGUCCUUUGGAUCGACAGCAAUCAUGUUAUAUACGAGAAAGACAAGUCUAUUGCAAAGCAGAUUAUAGCAAAAAUUUUGGCGCUAAAUGCUCCAAAUGCUGUCGUGGUAUUUCCGCCUCCGAUUGGGUGAGACGUGCACGUGAUUUAGUAUUUCAUUUGGCUUGUUUUGCAUGCGAUCAAUGCGGGCGUCAACUUUCCACCGGCGAACAAUUUGCACUCAUGGAUGACAGGGUCUUGUGCAAGGCACAUUAUUUGGAAACUGUUGAAGGUGGCACCACAUCAAGUGACGAUGGCUGUGAUGGUGAUGGUUAUCACAAAAGUAAAACGAAACGCGUGCGCACCACAUUCACGGAGGAGCAACUGCAAGUGCUGCAAGCCAACUUUCAGAUCGACAGUAAUCCGGAUGGUCAGGAUUUGGAGCGGAUAGCAUCGGUGACAGGUCUUAGUAAACGUGUGACGCAAGUCUGGUUUCAGAAUUCGCGUGCACGUCAAAAAAAACAUAUUCAUGCUGGUAAGAAUAAAAUGCGUGAACCCGAAGGAAGCUCAUUUGCCCGCCAUAUUAACCUGCAGUUAACAUACUCAUUUCAGAAUAAUGGACAAAAUCCUAUGCAACUGAAUGGAAAUAAGUCUGGACUAUAUCCAACACAUGAGUCAUCUAUGGAUGAGUUAUCGCAAGACUCCAGUGUGCACUGCAUGCAAAGUGAAGUGUGACUAGAGCACUCCAACCUACACUAGAAUAGCGCUCAUAACUAUUAAAAAGGAGAUUUCCCAAUGAAAAUGAAAACGUCCUAACCUAGUCAAAAUUGCAAAUCAUUUUAAGACAGAAACGUCCAAGGUCACAUGAAGCUCAGCACUUUUGUGUCAAAAUUAUUUGCUCAAUUAUUGGAACGAGAAGAUGAAAGAUGAAAUUUGUUAACAAAAAAAAAAAAACAAAAAACAAGAAAAAUUUACAUUAAAUAAGAUUUUUUUUGGAACAUGAAAUCUUGCGAAAAGAUGUCAGCAGUAUUAAGGACAAAUGUUUCAUGACAAAAUCAUUAAGCGAUAAUGGAAUUAGAUCAAUCAUAUAAAUUCUAAAUGCAAACUUUUUAAAAUUAAUUUAAAAAAAAUAGUUUUUAAAUGCUAAUAACUGUAAAGUGUACAAGAAACUAUAAUCUUAGGCUUAGCAAAUUUAUUAAGACAGAAUCUACACUAGUAAAACGUAAUUUAGUUAAAAGUCCUAGUUUAAGUGUAUCCUCGAUGCUUUAAGCAUCUGUAAAUUUUUACUUAUAUUUUGUAAAA
Teleopsis dalmanni is the source of this 1610-nucleotide messenger RNA. RefSeq names its product LIM/homeobox protein Awh (gene Awh). The coding region runs from base 111 to 1043 and encodes 310 amino acids. Gene Ontology annotation, molecular function: DNA-binding transcription factor activity, RNA polymerase II-specific; RNA polymerase II transcription regulatory region sequence-specific DNA binding. The transcript has 6 exons. Lineage: Eukaryota; Metazoa; Arthropoda; Insecta; Diptera; Diopsidae. Gene Ontology annotation, biological process: neuron differentiation; regulation of transcription by RNA polymerase II. Gene Ontology annotation, cellular component: nucleus. The record is from RefSeq and is a predicted model, not a curated record.